Molecule: messenger RNA, 2278 nt
Organism: Dreissena polymorpha
Lineage: Eukaryota; Metazoa; Mollusca; Bivalvia; Myida; Dreissenidae
Exons: 2
Coding region: 118-1032 (304 amino acids)
Source: RefSeq, a predicted model, not a curated record
UAUAGACGAUGUCAGAAAUUAAGUCGACAAAGUGGUCUCCCCUGAAACUAUCCUUUUCCGCCAUUACGGUGCUCCCUAGUCAAUAUCGCCGAAAUCGCGAAAGCUUAUCCAGCCGCUAUGCCUUACGAAAACUGUAGGGGCAGACAAUGUGUCGUAGUUGGGUGCAGCAAUAACCAGAGAGACCUGUAUCGUUGGAAAAAUACAAUAUGUGCUGAACAUGGCGAAAAAAAUGAGAAUUGUAUAUGCCUUGCUCCGUUCAAGUUCCAUUGUUUACCUCUGAACGCCGAGCGAAGACGAGAGUGGUUGGGUGUUAUCAACAGGAAAGAUUUCAAUCCAGCAAGCAAAGCCGUGGUUUGUUCCCUGCAUUUUGUAGAUGGGCUGCCAACGAAGAAAAACCCUCUGCCUACCGUCAACAUGGGCUAUGAAGUGACCAAGACGCCAAAGCCAAGACGUCAGCUGGUCAGAAGAGCGCUGAUGCCUGUGAGUGACAACAUGAAGCUGGAGCCCUCCGAGCCCAUGUUUUCUGCCACUAUGUUACCACCUGAUUAUGUAAAUGACAUUAGUUAUGAACAGAUUGAGUGCAAAACAACAUGCUGUCUAAAAUAUCCAGGUUUUUGCAACAAUGUGCCGAAGAUGGUAGAGGCUAGCACCCAGACUGAUGAUUUAAUUAGACUUGACCAUCCAUAUGCGUAUCAUAAAACCACUAAAUGUGCAUCUACUCAACAAACCACACCAGAAUUCAGCAUUGAUGACAUUUCUUCAGACACUGAUGCACGCUUUUAUACAGGACUUGACUAUAGUGUACUUAUGGCCCUAAUAGCUAUGAUGAUUCCAUUUGGUAAAGCUUUAAGUUAUAAAUUAAACAUUUCAGAUCAAAUUGUAUCUGUCUUGAUGAGACUGCGGCUAGGUUUGACAUUUUUUGAAAUUAGCAGGCGCUUCAACAUUUCAAGACCAUUAGUCGCCAACAUAUUUCACACAUGGAUUGACAUUUUGGCUGUAAAGUUGAGUGACUGUGUAGUUUUGGCUACCUAGAACAUCUAUAAGAAAAACAUUGCCUUCAUCAUUCGUAGACACUUAUCCAAAGACAACAUGCAUUAUUGACUGUACUGAAGUUUUUAUUCAGCGACCGUUCACUUUGAAAGCUAGGAAUCAGACUUACAGCAAUUAUAAAAGUCAUAAUACUGCCAAAUUUCUUGUAGCUAUUGCUCCAAAUGGGUACAUAAUGUUUGUGUCAAAAGCAUAUGGCGGGAGAGCUAGUGAUAAUUUUAUCACUAAAUCUUCAGGUUUCUUGGAAUACUUAUUACCUGGCGAUGAAGUUAUGGCUGAUCGCGGGUUUACUAUAGGCGAAGAACUGUGUGCUAGACAAGUAAAAUUGAACAUUCCAGCAUUUAUGAAAGGAAGAACACAGCUAUCUGCACAAGAAACCAUUGCAUCAAGGCGCAUCACAUCUGUACGAAUACAUGUUGAAAGAGCCAUAAAUAGACUGAAAUGCUUCAGAAUAUUAAGUACAACUUUGAAUAUUAAAUCAACCACAAAACUUGAUAAGAAAAUGCGAGUGAUUGCCGCCCUUUGUAAUUUGCAGGGCUCCUUAAUUAGAGAGAAUACUUCUGAGGAUUGAAGAAAUGUUUUUCAUUGUUUAAAGAGAGCCUUAAUUAGUACAUCCAAGAAUGCAUAUUGUCAAUAGGAGCAACUAAUGAAUGAGUCAGAUACAGAAUAAUGAAAAUGAACACAAUAUAUGUUUUAGUACAUGUUUUAUUUUAACCAAUUUAGCUAAUAAAUAAUAAAAUAUUCAUAAUAGCACAUGCAUUUCUCUACUAUUCUAUGGGCAAGUUUAACGUUUAGUUUCACCGAGUAUUAGAAUGUAGCUUUAGUGAUUUAAAUUCAUAUUUAUUAUUUAUUCUACAAUUAAUAAUUAUAAUGAUAGUCAUUUUCUGAGAAAACUGGGUAUAAUACAUGUGUGUAAAUUGUCGUCCCAGAUUAGCCUGUGCAAUCCUCACAGGCUAUUCAUGGAAAACACUUUCCGCUUUUUUUUACAUUUUUCGUUUAAAUGAAGUCUCUUCUUAGCAAAAAUCCAAUUUAGGCGGAAAGUGUCGUCCCUGAUAAGCCUGUGCGUACUGCACAGGCUAAUUUGGGAUGAUACUUGACGCCAAUGCAUUAUGCCCUGUUUUCUCAGACCGCGACUCAUUAGUACUCGUGUGGUUAUGGUUAUCAUUAUUUUAUUAUUCAGGAAAUAUAAUAGAAAUGUUAAUAAAUAAUCACUUAUAUAUAUUAACCUAAA